AUGCGAUUAUCAGAGAAAAUCGACAAUUUGGACAGUUUCACUCCAUUCUAUACGUUUGAAUUCUUUCCUCCUCGGACAGAACAGGGAUUCGAAAAUCUCGUGAGUCGCAUAGGACGACUCUCGACACUCAAUCCUUUGGCUGUAAGCAUCACCUGGGGUGCUGGCGGAUCGACCAAGGAUUGGAGUUUGAAGCUCGCGGACAUUUGCCGCAAUGACCACAGCGUGGAUACGAUCAUGCACUUAACUUGCACAAAUAUGCAACCAGGAAUGGUUGAAGAUGCGUUGAGGACGGCCAUGGAGAAAGGAAUCCGAAACAUACUCGCGCUGAGAGGGGAUCCCCCGAGAGGGGCAGAUAGCUGGAUUCCAUCAGAUCCGAGGUUCACUUCCGCCACAGAUCUUGUCAAGUUCAUCAAGACUACACCAGAGUUUAGAGACUACUUCUGCAUCGGCGUUGCGGGAUAUCCCGACGGACACGCCGAAACUACUGCUUCGGAGGAGGAACAGAUUCAGUAUCUCAAAAAGAAGGUGGACGCGGGGGCUGAUUUUAUCAUCACACAGCUAUUUUACGAUCCCGAAUCUUUCCUGACCUGGCAAGAGAAUGUCAGGAAAGCCGGCAUCAAGAUUCCCGUCAUCCCGGGGAUUAUGCCGAUACAAACUUAUGCGUCGUUUAUGCGACUCAUAAAGCUUUGCGGAACUAAAGUUCCAGACUCACUUAUGGCACAGAUAACUCCCAUCCGCAAUGACGACCAGCUAGUUAAGGAUCUUGGAGUCGAAGUUGCUGUAUCGAUGAUUCGUAAACUGCAGCAGAUUGGCGUGCAAGGAUUUCAUUUUUGCACUUUCAAUCUCGAGAAGAGCGUACAGCGGGUAUUAGAGCAGCUUGGUUGGGUUGGAAGGCACGUUGAACAACACAACAUGGUCAUCAGCGAAUCGCCUAGCCGAAAUAAUCAGCCUGGAUCACUCCCACCCGAGCUGGUCAUUACUGCAUCAGAUAUCGCUGCAUCCACGUCGUACUCACUGAAACAAGCUCAUCCAGGCAAUGGACCGAACAACUCUGCUGGAAAGGGGGAGCUAAACGCUGCUGGGACAUGGGACGAGUUCCCGAAUGGCCGCUUUGGAGACUUUAAGAGCCCGGCAUUCGGUGUCAAAGACCUUUGGGACCACGGUAUCACGGCGCUGCCUCGCAAUGCAGUCGAGCUUUGGGGUCGACCGACGCACACUGCUGAUAUUACCACCGUCUUUCUACGCUACCUAAGAGGCGAGGUGCCAUCUACCCCUUGGUCAGAUUCUCCACUUUCACCUGAGAGUAAAUCGCUAGUACCCCUUCUCACAAAGCUCAACGAGAGAGGUUGGUGGACAGUUGGUUCUCAGCCGGCUGUCGAUGCCGUGCCAUCGGAAGAUGAGGUACAUGGAUGGGGCCCACGUGGAGGCUACGUAUUCCAAAAGGCAUUCGUGGAGUUUUUCUGCACAAGGGAUGAUGUGGCGGCGUUGGAAGCCAGAGCCAAGGAAAAGGGAAAAGGAUGGGUAACUUUCUUUGCAGCAAACAUGAUGGAUGACUAUGCGACAAAUAUGACUGAUGAAGGGAGCAAUGCGGUUACUUGGGGUGUGUUUCCCGGCAAAGAGAUAAAUUCUCCGACGAUCAUCGAGCGAGACUCAUUCCUAGCAUGGAAGGACGAGGCUUUCGGGUACUGGACAGAAUGGGGUCUAUUCUACCCACCAGAUUCGGCAGAGCGCAAGUUGCUAGACAGUGUUCGUGAUGAACGCUGGUUAAUCAGUCUCGUCCACCACAACUUCAAGGACCCUGAUGGGUUGUGGAACUUCCUACUCGACUGA
This is a messenger RNA of Serendipita indica DSM 11827, 1830 nucleotides long. The record is from the annotation of a GenBank genome assembly. Lineage: Eukaryota; Fungi; Basidiomycota; Agaricomycetes; Sebacinales; Serendipitaceae.